Messenger RNA from Tigriopus californicus, 5646 nucleotides. Its product is annotated as zwei Ig domain protein zig-8-like. The record is from RefSeq and is a predicted model, not a curated record. Gene Ontology annotation, biological process: synapse organization. Lineage: Eukaryota; Metazoa; Arthropoda; Copepoda; Harpacticoida; Harpacticidae. Gene Ontology annotation, cellular component: neuron projection membrane.
CUUUCGUCACGCGAAUGGGAAUCUCUUUACGGUUCUUUUUACAGCUGUUUGUCACUUCAAAAGUGCUUUCGACUCGUGUCUAAAGUCUUUCAAACCAAUGCACUCGAUCUCGAACUAAGCUUGUUUGUCCACAACGUUUAGCAGUCCUUGGCCAGUGUUUCAUGCAUUUGACGAAAAUUGAAGAGCACUUGGUUUGCCAGGCACAAAGUCCAAGAAAUGCUGUUUCAAUCUUUAGGAAUUCGUACCACUUGUUCCAAUAAAGUGCAUUCCAGGAUCCACGGCCCACCCUCGUGCCGUGCACCAAAAAGCAAUCUUAGAAAAUUACCAGAUCUGGAUCAAAUCCCCCCUCGAGAGCUCGGUUAUCAUGACCACGAAUGCGUAUAGCGAGGACGAUUAUACCGCAAAAAAAAGGAAAUCAUGCACAUAUUCGACAGAGUUUGAACUUUCGGCAUGUUCCAGUUCCCUAAAUAAAUGCCCUUCUUUGGUGUCAACCAUUAACCGAGAAUAGGCCAUUGCUUGAGGUUGACGCAGUAAUUCGUUGUUUCUUGCUCUUAUUCGCCUGCUCCUCCUCCUUCUUCUUCUUCUUCUUCUCCUCCCCUUCUUCUAUCCAUUAUCAGCGUCAGUCAACAUGCGAGGCCUCGGGAGUAACGGGAAAUGGCUUAGGCUUGAACGGUUGAUGCGAUCCAGGCGCGUACGACCGGGCGUCUUUUUUGUUCCCAAAGAAACAAGUGCCUCGAGGCCCAAGACUGAUACUCGAGUUGUGUAAGGAGGCGAGUGGUUCCACAUAGAACACUCUAUCAGUCUAGGCUCGAAUCCGUAGGAAUCGGUGUGUGUCACUUGAGAUUAAUAAAGCGAAAAGUGGUGCUUGCUGAAAGCGAACAACGAAGAAGACAAAUUGUGGAUCGAGAAUCCUGGUCGGAGAAAUUAAUGAUCGUGGUGAGCAACUAAUUAAAGCCUUCUCGAACCAAGGGCUAUCAUAACUGUCUUUGUGGUUGCUCAUGCAGCACGUGCAACCUAUUCUCUAUAACACACAUUUUGUUGACCGAUGAAGGCACUCUCUUUCUUCUUCAUGGUCACUGAAGAACGAACUAACAAGCUCUUUGGACGGACUCUGGCUCAAAGUCUGGCCAAAACCCAGGGAUGGUCGUGGUGCACCUCCCGAAACAUCAAGUAAUUCCAUUACUUUUUCAACAUACUACCGUGUGGACCGUGGCUGUUGGCUACAAAAAUCUAUUGCGGUCUGCCUUGUUUUGUGUCGAUUGUCGAUAAAACCUAUUUCAGAUCAAGCAUCAGUGGGCCUUCUUUCUUUAAACUGAAAGCUUUUCUUUCUUCUGGGUGCGUCAUUUGUUUGCUCUGAAAGAAGUCGCUUCACUUUCGAAAACCUCCUCCUCGUGUGGAUGUGUGGGUGUGCUCAUACCAGCCACCAAUCCCCUUUACACAUACUAGUAGUGGUGGUACGCCAUAUGUAUGGCAUCAAUUCAGACGAUCACCAAAAACGAAAGUAGACUUGGGAACAUUUUUUUGUUUGACUUGACUUGCCUCCAAUCGUGGAGUUAUCUGGCUGGUAGUGGUAGUGAACUCUGAUGUGAACUUUGUCAUAUGGGGGUGCCUGACUGGUGCUUGCCAAGAGAUCUGCCAGGAGAGAACAACCAAAAGCGUCGAGGUGGAAUUGGACUAGGUCUUCGUGAAAGGCGGAGCAAAUCCGGGCCGAAUACAUCAUCCCCAUCAUUGCCGAAGGCGAGAAACUAUUCCGCUUUAUAGCGUACUACGUACUGGAUGGUGGUGUGGUGUUUUGUAUUAUAUAAGCCUGGGAAAAGAUGCCGACUUCUUCCUGACUCACUUGGGCGGAUUGAAUGUUUUUUUUCCACCACUUCCUCAAUCGUCACUUUCUCGUUACCCCACAUUGCAUUUCAUCAAAUAAGGAGAUAUAUCAACCGAGCGCUUUGAAUGGAUAAAUCAUCGUUGGGGAACUGGGUCAAUUGGAAGCUCACAAUUAUAUCACCAGAAUAACUCAAGGCAUUUAUUACAUGUCUGUUUGCAGCCAAGACACAAAUUCUGGAACUUGUUGCCCGACUUAGGGGGGUUGUGCCAGAAAAAACGGCUGACAAACAGACCCAUUUUGGUCGAUGGAAGCCAAGAGGCUAGGAGGAAUUGAGUACGCCUAAAGAGUCAUCAACCUACACCAUUGAACACGAAUAGGACCUACCACAAGUGGGAAAGGGUUGUUGCCAAAUCUGGGACAAAGGACAAGACGAGAGCAUGAGGAGGCCCAGGAGUGGCCAUUAAACGACCAGACAAAGAAGGAGUUGAGAACUUCAUUACCUUUGAUACACUUCAAAAGGCUUCAAAUAAUAGGCAAGGACAGUGCCCGAUCCAUUGUGGACCAAGCCGUGAUCAACAUCGUUCCAGUUGGACCAACCCGUUUGGGAGUAAACAGCCUUUACUUCCGACGACCCUAGUGGCGGUAGAGGUGCCCUCAGCUGCCUUCAUUCGUUCCUUCUCUCUGAGUAGAGUUUCAUCAUUCCAGCAAAUCCCGGGAAGAGACAAAAAGGAACUUUUUCCCGAGUCGACCCAAUCCGGAAAUGAAAAGGAGGGCAUUUUGGAGUGAAAUAAAUACCUCGAGAAGGACGACGCUGUCCUCUUCUUGUUCCUAACAUCUCCAGACUCCAUCUCGCUUUCUUGGUCGGCAAACACAAGAAGAUAAAGAAACCAUUUGGUCUUGUCGGAGCAGCUAAACCAUCAGCCGAGCUCACCGUCCGACUUGGUCCAACUCGUGUACAUUCCGCUUGCUUAUACCGCCAAGGACGACAGCAACGAAAACGACGACUUGGGAGAUUUUCACUACCAAAGUUAGACGCUAAAACUCCUGGUACUUUUCUACCUUCUAACCAACGAACGGACAGUGGCUACAGUGGCUACAGUGUCGACAGUGUCGACAGGUCGGAGCCUAGUGUAAGGGCAAAGACCAUUGUGUUCUCUCCAACGUCACCCGGUCUCAACAAGAUCGAAAAUCGACCUUAAACCCUAGCAGGAAACCUAUUUUCUUGGGCACCGGGCACCGGACGCCAAAGGUUUUCGUCCCCGGAACUUUGAGUGAACCAAAGAUGAUGAUAUUCAAGGUCACGGCCGUCCUCUCGGCUCCUCUGUACGUGUUUACCAUUCUUCUUGGAGCGGGAUUUCCCACCUGUUUGGGUGUGUAUGAGCAUAUUAAGCACGAUAUCGCAAGUGUGACCAAUGAGGACCAAGAGCGAUUUCCAUACUUUGAUAUGGACGGAAAUAAUCAGACCGUGUUCCUGGGACAAACGGCCCAUUUACAUUGCACCGUCCAGGAUAUUGGACAAAGACGGGUGUCUUGGAUCCGCAAGUCAGAUUUGCACGUUUUGACGAGCGGCGUGCUUACCUUCACUGGAGAUCAGAGGUUCAGUGCGCAUCAUCAAAGAGACUCGGACGUGUGGACACUCCAGAUCAAAUUCACCCAAAUGAGAGAUGCCGGAGAAUAUCAAUGCCAAGUCAACUCCGAACCCAAGAUCAGUUACUCGGUGUUUCUUCACGUGGAAGGCGAGUCCAGAGCCGAAUUGCAAACCAACUCGGGCGUCGUGCACAGCAGCUCAAUGUUCUGGAACCUGACUGCCACGUUGGUGUCCGUGGCCAUUUGGACGUUGAUCUUCCAUCACCCAGCGACUCAACGUGGUGCUUUUUCCUCGGCAGCAUCGCCAUGGCCAUCAUUAUUAUCAUCCCCAUCUUCAUCGCAUUCCGCACCAAAACCACUCCCAACAUCAUCAUUCUCGCCACUAUGGAGGAGUUGAAGCAAAAAAAACCUCGUGAUAGGUCAACGCCAAACCACCACACUCUUUGUGCAUUGUUCUUGGCCCGAACUUGGAACCAUCCGAUUGGAACCCAUUUCCAAGACUUGUAUUGUGCGAGUAUUACCUUGGCUGGGUAAAAGUGGGCUCUUCGGAGUGGGUGAAAAAGUGCAUUCCAAAUUUCGAGGCCACCAUAGAAAAGAAUCAUGCCACUUCAAAAAAGAGGCAGCAACCCACUUCAGAUCCAUCUUGAGACUCGACCUCAGCGGAACUCGGCAGGAGUGGAAAAAAGGCCGACUGGCUCGUUCCUUUUCGGGAAAUAUUGUUUUGCAUUAAACUCGAAACCAGCGAGAAGGAAAAGGAAACAUAGCUACCGUUUGACCCAGGUUCCUUUCGGCUCCUCGGCACAUAUGAGAACUUGGAGGUGGGAUCGCAAACGCCAAACCCGGAGGAAGUUACCACCAAACUUGAGACAGAGCGAGCGUCUUUAUUGCAAAGUGACGUGCGUCCUUGAAAAGCGAUUCAAUGCUUGACUGACAUGUCUGUCUUUGGGUUGAGAUAGGGGACAGAUAACAAACUCGAGUCACUAUCGUCUUCUCACUUUUCGUUCUCUGACCUGAGUGUGGUGGAUAGGAGCCAAUCCACCACCUUCAAGGCUCCACACCAUGUGUAGACAGACAAAUUUCAUGAAAAAUAUCCAUUUAUCUUUUCUCAUCCUGCCCGAUAAUGUGCACGAGUGAAAAAAAGGCUUUUUCACGAACACAACGAACCAACCAAGACCAGUGGACGAGUCUUUCGCUUACUCUCUUUCCGCUAUCUGCAAACUCAUUCGGAGAAUAAGGUCUCCUCCUGUUAGUGAAUGGUGGUGCCAUUGGUGGCCAAAAAGAAGGAAAAACGCUCUUUUCUAGUAGCCACAAAAAAAGUGGAAUGAGAGAACUUCAUGGAACAUGCAAUGAGGCCUCCUUUUAAGACUAAAGACUUGCAAUGGCCAAGCCUUUCGCCGAAUGUCUUUGCGUGUUUUCUCUGUCUCUCUCUCGUUGGACAACCCAGAUCCAUUUGGAAGAGAGAUCGCCUUUGUUUCUUGCGUCAGGAUGUUAUUGAAGCGAUCCCAUGGUUGGACCAAGGCAACGAAUAUUGACGAGGACACACUACGACAGAGAGAGUUACAGUCCCUGGCAGUACUCGUGUCUCGACCAAGUACAUGUGGAACACAGAGAGUUAGAGUGAGCGCCCAAAUGAAGGUGAUAAAACUUCAGAAAAGGCCUAAUUUGUCAAGCCCUGUUGACCUUUGCGAACGUUCUGCCCUCUUCCGUGAAAAACGAGAUGGGCACUGCUAGGUGGUCCUACGCAAAAAGUCGAUUUAACGGGUCAUUCAUUGCCUAAAUGAACUUUCAAGGCUUGGUGUCUUAGCCAAGUUCGCUUUGAAUGUCUGUGUGUCAAAUGUGUUGCCAACGACACCAAUCUGAAGUCAGUGCCAUUGUCGCCACAAGUGAGACAAACGUGAACACGAUCAUAGAUAACGUCGUUGCUGAACAAGCGAGCUAAUUACUCUUAAUUACACGUGAAGAAGGAAGACAUACGCCAACUUGAAACAACCGAUCAGUUUCGAUUACUGCACUCCAAGAACCCAUCCCGUGUUUGUUUUAUAACUUGUCAAGGCUCUCCCAAUCCUCGUAUUAUGAUCAAUAAUUACUCACUCUGUCUACUAUUAAUUGCCAUCAUUCCCGGCACUCUUUACGGAAUCACCCCACCUUAUCGAUCCUCGAACUCUGUGCCCUAGAAGUCAAAUCAUUAUUGAUAUUAAUAUAAAGUACGUGCAUAAUAUACGCUAUUGAUUACCGGA